This is a messenger RNA of Sinocyclocheilus rhinocerous, 627 nucleotides long. Its product is annotated as ubiquitin-conjugating enzyme E2 D4-like. The transcript is spliced from 7 exons. The record is from RefSeq and is a predicted model, not a curated record. The coding region runs from base 5 to 511 and encodes 168 amino acids. NCBI's taxonomy places the organism in Eukaryota, Metazoa, Chordata, Actinopteri, Cypriniformes, Cyprinidae.
CCUAAUGUGCGCCCUCUCAUUGUUGUUCCUUUCACAUUCUCAGGCGGAGAAAAGAAGCGGAGAUCUGAUGGCUUUGAAAAGGAUCCAGAAGGAGCUACAGGACUUGCAACGGGAUCCCCCCUCGCAGUGCUCAGCUGGACCACUUGGAGAAGACCUGUUUCACUGGCAGGCUACAAUAAUGGGCCCAAGUGACAGCCCAUAUCAGGGAGGGGUUUUCUUCCUCACAAUCCAUUUCCCGACUGAUUAUCCUUUUAAACCACCAAAGGUUGCCUUCACAACAAAAAUCUACCACCCAAAUAUCAACAGUAAUGGAAGCAUCUGUUUGGACAUUCUGCGGUCCCAGUGGUCACCUGCCCUCACGGUAUCCAAAGUUUUAUUAUCCAUAUGCUCCCUCCUUUGUGACCCGAAUCCAGAUGACCCUUUAGUUCCAGAUAUUGCACACAUCUACAAAUCGGACAAAGAUAAGUAUAACAGACUGGCAAGGGAAUGGACUCAGAAGUAUGCGAUGUAACUGGAUGGCAAGAUUUUGAAAUGGUUGCACAUGGACACUAUUACUGCACACGACUCUGCAAUGCACCUGUACAGAGUCAAGACUUUUAUCAACAGACGAACCUUCCCCAACACACA